AUGGUGGUGAAUACAAAGACAUCUAUGGUCAACCAUAUUAUCAAUCACGAGCAAAAGCAGCAGUUUGACGGACAUAAUGGCAAAACACUUCAUAUUGAGGCUAAUCGCAUGGGAGAUAGAUGCGAUGAUGGAAGCACUUUCGAUUCAGUGGAUAUUCGCACACCAAAUAUACUAAGAAAAACAGCACCGCAUACAAGCUUAGCUGCUGCAGCUAGCCAGGUGGGAAUCAAAGAUAUGGACAUAGACAUGGAAUCUAUCGUACAAGUUGUAGACCAUCACACGGCUACUAUAGACGAAAAGCAAAUAAACGCGGGCAAAUCCAUUCCACUUGCUCAGUUUUUAGGACAGGUGUCCAGGAAUAGCGAUUACAUGGCCGGUUCAUUCUCAACGAAGAUGUGUAAUGCAACAAGUACUAAAACCACUACCGAAAAUGACAGAUCUACACAAGGAGAACGUCAAACAGACCCUCAGCAAAAGGUACUAUCAAAGGCUGUAAGCUCGUUACCGUACGAUAGCCGUGGUGAACUGAAAGUAUUGAAACCAGUUUCAAGCAGUAGCUUAGAAGUUGGGAAUGUCACAAGUAGCGUGGAGACGUACACCAGCACUACAGUUGGUGAAGAUCCAGGGCUUGUCAUGAGAUUGCGGAAAGACUAUUCAGUGGCACAUGCUGCUGUUCGGAAUGAGCAUAAGAAGAAUUCAGCUGAAAUGAGUGCAACUGAUAUGCGGAGUUUUGUACAGACUGUGAAUGAUAGUAGUAGCUUGAAGCGUGAUUUCGCGCCGAACAAAGACCUUUAUGAUUCUGCGAUAUACGAUUGCAUCGAUUUUAACAAUGAAUGGGAUACAAAUCUUGAUGCGACGCGGAACGAAGAGGAUGACAGCGUGGACUCGAGCAAAGAGGUUCUAAUGCUAGCUCUUCAGGACGUAGAGAUGCGUCUGAGAAUGGCAGAAAACAAGCUGAGGUUUGUAGAGACCACUAAAAACAGGCACUCAGGAUUAUUGGGAGGUAUGAAUGAAAUCAGAGUGCAACUCAAUCACCUAAAACAAUCAUCGAGGGCGAACCAGACUGUGAUACAGCACUUGACAACAAAGCAAAAGCAACUGCUUGAUCGCGGCAGCGGAAGUUUGUCGACCGCUCCUUCGCAUUCCGAGAUGUGUGUACAUAUAUUUACAAUUAAGUUCUAUCACUAUGCUGAAACGGGCAGGAGCAGCGCGGAGUAGAUCGAUUGCUAAAUGAAAGAUUUUGGAUCGGAUUUACUGUAUCUGCGGGUCUGCUAAGCAUAGCAAUUUACUUGUCCCGCUAGUUAUGUAUUUAGCAUACUAUUUACCCAGUCUGUACCCGCUAUGUAGCCAGGUUAUAAAUCACAAUCAAUCACUG
Sphaeroforma arctica JP610 is the source of this 1375-nucleotide messenger RNA. RefSeq lists its product as hypothetical. The transcript is spliced from 3 exons. The record is from RefSeq and is a predicted model, not a curated record. Bases 1 to 1218 code for a protein of 405 amino acids. NCBI's taxonomy places the organism in Eukaryota, Ichthyosporea, Ichthyophonida.